Messenger RNA from Penicillium vulpinum, 1833 nucleotides. RefSeq lists its product as uncharacterized. Bases 1 to 1833 code for a protein of 610 amino acids. The record is from RefSeq and is a predicted model, not a curated record. The transcript is spliced from 2 exons. NCBI's taxonomy places the organism in Eukaryota, Fungi, Ascomycota, Eurotiomycetes, Eurotiales, Aspergillaceae.
AUGUUUCGUCGGGGCCUUCGAGCCUUGAGUAAAUCCGCCGAGGCCGUACCUUUGGGCAACAAAGAGAACCUGCCCUCGGGAAACAAAGAAUCCUCGCCCCCGGGAAACAAAGAACACACCCCUCAGUCCACUCCAAAUGUGGGCCAACCGCCAUCGAGUCUCCAUCCCAUCAAGAUAUGGCUCAAGAACGUGGCUCGCCCUGUUGAUGGGUCCCCUAUCAACAGGGUGCGACCAGAAGUUGAUAAUAUAAAUUUUCAUAUCAAAUUUUCUGAAAGCUCAGAAUCGGGAUCCCCUCCAGCCUGGUUCAACGAGACGUGGGAUAAAGAUCCUGAGAUUCGACGUUUCCUGUGUAAGGACGAGAUUCCUCACGACCAGGUGCAUCAAGGAUUUCGUGCAACUCAUCACACCCCUCGCUACGAACCACACACCAUCAUCAAUCCACGUCCUUAUCCCUCCGCUCCUGCUACCCCGGUCCUGUCACAACCGGCGGCUGCAGCUUCAAAGCUCGACCAUUCCAAGGAGCCGGCAAGCUCCCCAUCACUCAACACCACGCCUGAUACGAUUGCUCAGUUUACCGAACAGGGCCAAAUGGCAACCUCAGCCCAAAAACGAGCCUUCCUCACCGAUGAUACAGAGCCUCAAUACCCGGCUAAGCGAGUUAAAGUCGAGCUAGACGAGUACCUCGAGGAUACCAACGUCAGUGAGGACGACAAUUGGGAUUCGGACCCACCCACCUCGCCUGAAUACAAGAUUUCUAGUACAAGUGACAGCGAUGUUAGCGAUUUCCCUUCUUCGCCAUGUGUACGGCGAGUGAAGAAAGCCUCUUUGCAUUCCUCGGUCAAGAAUGGCCGCUCGCUUAAGACCAAAGGCAAAGCUAGAAAGGCUAGGAAGAGGAAGUGGUCGGAUUCGGAUAGGUCAAUGUCUGAGCCGAGUGACCUCGACUACGAGAGCGAGGAAGAGUACUUCAUUCCAAGAGGAGAGCGCGACGACGAGCUGCUCAAUACUAAUCUUACCCGAGAAAGGGCAAAGCGCCUACUUGAAGCAAUGGAGCUCCCUCAAGGCCAUGACCUGUCACCAGACGAACAACGGACUGCCCAUCAACUUCUUACUCGUGGCUGCAUGCCAGCCAUCCAUAGACACUGGGAGAAGGAUUUCUCCACCCUUCCAGAGUCGCUGUUCUUUUCUGGGAAAGAUGAUGAAACAGAACUUAAGGAAUCCAAUUUUGUCCUUGGAAAUGAUAAAUGUUCAGAAUUUUACGCGAUUCGUGCCUUCCAAGAGACUUUGAAGAUAUGCGGCAAUGUGAGGGACUACUGCAAUAUUCUUGAGAUAUCUCCUGAGAUUUAUAUCAAAAAGUCAGUAGAGAAAUACCUGCGCUGGGCAUUGAGCGAUGCCGGUGUCAGAGUCCAGCCGGACACACCUCCUGUGCACGUCAUUUAUUGCAAAAACCAGGAUGAAAUGUCAAAAGAAGCCUUUAGCAAAGUCGCCACAGCAUUACAGAAGCUAUCGGAUACCUGGCAGAGCCAGCUCACUGCACCUCAUGAUGGCGAAAAAGUCUGGCCUGCAUUAAUCGGGCUCGUCCUCUGUGGACCUGUUCUUUCUGCCAUCUCUCUAGACACCAAUCCCAAUCCACAAACCCUAACGCGAGGAAUCAAGUUCCUUGGUCAUUUCGAUCUUGCAGAUUUUGAUAGUGAUGUAUGGAACACUCUAGCUGUCGCAAUCAUCGUUAUGCACAUCAGAAGGACCGUGAACAAGCUCGGGAAGGCCUACGGUAACAAGUUUGUGGCCUCGGUCUUUGAUGACCCUGCCAUGAGUUCAUCGGAUGCUGAUCUCUAA